This is a messenger RNA of Komagataella phaffii GS115, 813 nucleotides long. RefSeq lists its product as hypothetical. Lineage: Eukaryota; Fungi; Ascomycota; Pichiomycetes; Pichiales; Pichiaceae. The transcript has a single exon. Bases 1 to 813 code for a protein of 270 amino acids. The record is from RefSeq and is a predicted model, not a curated record.
AUGACUCAAACCACCCCAAAUCUGAAGGAAGAAGUUACUUCCAAGGAGCAACUCAACAAUCCGCUCAAGACUGUUCACCAUCUGUCACAGUAUCCUUUGCUCAAACAGGCUUGGGAGUAUGUCGUGGGAUUUGCUUGGGUUGGAUGGGUUUGGACUAACGUCAUUCAACUAUAUACUAUCCUGAGAGUGAACGUGGUCGAUAGGGUCCCCUUUGUGGCUUCUCUAUUGAAUGCGCUAGAUAGUUCUUUCGAGUACCUGGUUUUACAAACCACAGAUAGAGUGCUUCCAUUUUUGACUGAGCUCACAUAUCAAGACUUAAUCAGCAUCCCAGUCAAAAACUAUGAAUUGCUUUCUAAAAGGGUAUCAACCAGAUGGGAAGACCUCAAGCGUUCAGUCCGACCUGCACUCAACCCGGUAUUGAGACCAGGGGGUGAUGUUCUUUCAAAGUUUGUUACGAGCCCAGAAGAUUAUGCGGAUGAAGUUGAGAGACUCUAUUUGAUUGCUUCCAAAACCUACGGAAAUAUUUACGAAAAGGGCCAAAUUGUCACUUCGAAAAUCAACUCCGCUUACCAAUCUGAGCUCAGCUCAAAGGACGAUCAGAAGAUCAGUGACAAAGCCUUUGCUGCUGCCCGUACCUCCAGAAAACUAUCCAACGAGUUUUACGACAAUUUCAGACAGACGACCAAUACUGUAUUGGAGCAGACUAAGGGCAGCGUAGAUCAACUUUUAGAGAAGGCUGACAAGGGGAUCAAGGAUACUGCAUCCACGAUCAACAAGUCACUUCGUUCUAACACAGUUUCCGCAAGUGCAUAG